AGCGCAGAUGGGGGCGGCUACUUUCUAGAGAGCACAGGUGUGGAAGCGAGCGCCGCGCCCCUAGCCGGACGGGCUUCUGAAGGUGGCAGGGAGAACUCUCCUUGCCUUUUAAAGUUUUUCCAAGUCUUCAGUUUUCCCUUCUGCAUGAUGGGGAAGUUCUUUCAUUCCUAAUAGAUUCAGGAGAUUUGGGUUAUUCAGGAGACAACUGGGGGGAACAGCUCAAAGAGAGGUUCAGAGGAAAUUGAGUUGGACUCCUACCUGAUCCCCCACUAUGGUAGGAUGAAUGUGGGGGUGGCACACAGUGAAGUAAACCCCAACACUCGAGUGAUGAAUAGCCGGGGCAUCUGGCUGGCCUACAUCAUCUUGGUAGGACUGCUGCAUGUGGUUCUACUCAGCAUCCCCUUCUUCAGCAUUCCUGUUGUCUGGACCCUGACCAACGUCAUCCAUAACUUGGCAAUGUAUGUCUUCCUCCACACGGUAAAAGGUACACCCUUUGAGACCCCUGACCAAGGAAAGGCUCGACUAUUGACACACUGGGAACAAAUGGACUAUGGGCUCCAGUUUACCUCGUCCCGCAAGUUCCUCAGCAUCUCUCCUAUUGUACUCUACCUCCUGGCCAGCUUCUACACCAAGUAUGAUGCUGCUCACUUCCUCAUCAACACAGCCUCCUUGCUCAGUGUACUACUGCCUAAGUUGCCACAGUUCCAUGGAGUUCGUCUCUUUGGCAUCAACAAAUACUGAGGGAUGAGGCUGAGGACAGCUCCACAGGAAUGGGGAAGGCAUUGGAACAAAGGGCUAUAACAUCCUUCCCUUCUUCUCCAUACUGUCUUCUAUAUUUUGAAAGCCAGAGAACUGUACAACUUUUCCCAAACUCCCAGGAAGAGAAGAGAUUGGAAAAUGGGGAUCCUAGGCCCAGCCCUGCUAGGGGCAAGUUUCUUUGACUCUGGAAAGACAGGUGAGGUAAGGGACAAAUCACGCUGCUCCACAGCAGGAAGCCGCUUGAGCAGCUUCUUUGGUGAUUACAUUUCUCCCUAUCUUCCACACCUACCACUUUCCAGCUCUGUUUUGCUGUGUAUUUCCUUAUAAUAAAGGUCAUUUUUUUA
This is a messenger RNA of Cynocephalus volans (Philippine flying lemur), 1103 nucleotides long. RefSeq names its product ORMDL sphingolipid biosynthesis regulator 2 (gene ORMDL2). The record is from RefSeq and is a predicted model, not a curated record. The coding region runs from base 280 to 741 and encodes 153 amino acids. Gene Ontology annotation, biological process: intracellular sphingolipid homeostasis; ceramide metabolic process; sphingolipid biosynthetic process. Lineage: Eukaryota; Metazoa; Chordata; Mammalia; Dermoptera; Cynocephalidae. Gene Ontology annotation, cellular component: endoplasmic reticulum membrane. The transcript has 4 exons.